Messenger RNA from Lethenteron reissneri (Far Eastern brook lamprey), 3663 nucleotides. RefSeq names its product integrator complex subunit 5 (gene INTS5). Gene Ontology annotation, biological process: snRNA 3'-end processing. Gene Ontology annotation, cellular component: integrator complex. The record is from RefSeq and is a predicted model, not a curated record. Lineage: Eukaryota; Metazoa; Chordata; Hyperoartia; Petromyzontiformes; Petromyzontidae.
CACGUGAUCACAGCAGGAGGAGGAGGAGCCACGUGAUCACAGAAGCCUGAGAAACACGGCGGUGACGUCAUCGCGGCGAACAUGGCGAGCGCGGUGGAAGGAGGCGGCGGCGGUGGUGGCUCCAUCCCCUUCUCGUUCACAAACAACAACAACAGCAGCAGCAGCAGCAACACAAUGGCGAGCCCGCAGGAGGUGCAGCGUGAAAUCAAGGCCUUCUUGUCGGGCAUGGACCCGGUGCAUGGGAACAAGCUCACUCUGCGUGACCACGCCAAGUGCGCCCUCCUGCUGCUCAGGCACCUGCCGGCGUCCCGCGGCGCGGUUUUGGAGCAUCUGUGCGGUGUCUUUGACGAGUACGUGGGCAACUAUGUGCUGGAGAUGGACGAGCAACCUGGACAUAGCAUGGGCGGAGGCAUGCAGAACUUGGGCCUCAGCCUCAACCUGGAUGACGUCGUGACGGACGCUCACCGCACCAUCGCCGAGUUUGUGCGCGUGAACCCGCGAGCCUGGGCCCCGCUUAUCUCAGCCUGGUCAGUGGAGCUCAUGGGCCGGCUGAGCAGCAAGUAUGCGGGCCGCCACGGUGUGCCGCACACGGGCUCGCUUAACGAGCUGCUGCAGACCUGGAUGGGCUGCAAGGCCACGCGCACCCUCAUGGACAUGUACGUACAGUGCCUGGCAUCGUUGGAUGGACCCUCGCUGGACGUGUGCGUGGGCGCGCUGCUCGACACGUCCGUCCGGCACUCGCCGCACUUUGACUGGGUGGUGGCGCAUAUCGGAUCGUCGUUCCCCAGCACCAUCAUCAGCCGCGUGCUCUCCUGUGGCCUCAAGGACUUCUGCCUGUCCGGAGUCGGCACGCAGGCGGUGGACCCUGUCUAUCAGGACAAGCGUGUGGCCAAGAUCGGUUCGGUGGUGGGCAUCCUGGGCCACCUGGCGGGGCACCACGCUGACAGCAUCAAACAGGAGCUGCUCAAGCUCUUCCACGAGAGCCUCUCGCCUCCCGACGGCGACGGGCGCGACCCGGCGGGCGACGUGCGCCUGCGCGCGGCCACCGUGCCCUUCCUGCUGCAGCUGGCGUCGCUGUCGCCGCCGCUGCUCGGCGCCGUCUCCUCGGAGCUGAUGGAGGCGCUGGCGCCGGCCGCGGUGCUGCAGCGCCUGCAGCAGCAGCUGACGGCGCUGCCGCGCGACGAGCUCGACAACAUGCUGGGCAUGGCCGUGCACCUCGUGGGGCAGACGGGCGAGGCCGGCGCCUACAGGGUCUUGCAGUUCCUGGUGCGCAUGGCCACCCCCUCCUCCGUGAUUUCGGUAGCCGGGAGUGGCAGCGGUGGGGCCGGGCAAGAUGUGGCGGGGGCAACGUUGCGUGGCGGUCAGCACAACGUGCCGAGCGGCGUGCGCGACACGUGCGAGAGAAUCCUGCAGUUGCUGCUGCUCAACCUGCACAAGAUGGUCUACAACCGGCCAAACAAUCGGCUCAGCGACACAUCGGUGCCUUUUCUGGAUGGGUUACGGUCACGAGUCGGCGAAAUAUGCGAGGAGAUGCUUCGCCUCGACUGGAAGUGCCACCUCUGGUUGCAGCAGCUGCUCAGCCUCCUUUGUGUGUAUGGAGGGGCGAGCUUGGCCACGGAGGCUCUCUGCCAUGCCCUGUCCCUCGCAAGGGGACCGGAGGAGCUAAGCCUGGUGGUGCAGCUCUACGCCGAGCUCUCGUGCUCCAUGACGGGGCUCCUGCCGGCCGCGGUGCGCCUCUCCGUGGCCCAGGUCUUGUGCAGCGGCGAGGGCUACAUGAGUGCUCGCCGCGUGGCCUGCCUGCUCAACAACUUCGCCUGCCUCUUGCAGUGGGACCCACCCGACGGGGUGGCCGAGAGGGCCCUCCCCGUGCCCGCGGGUCGCCUGCUCACCGAGGCCGUGUGCGAGCACCUGCAGGCAGUCAGCCGGCUGCUUCUGCACCCCGACGGCCAGGUGGCAGAGGCAUGUGUAGCGAUGCUGGCCGUUCUGCCUCUUCCCAAGACCCUUGGCGUAUGCCAGCUGUACAAUGCCAUCAGUGCAGGCACCGCCUACUUCUUCAUCCUGCUUCACAGCAAGCAGGCAGGCGCCAUAGGCCACUGCUCCAGGCUCCUCACCAAAUUGAGCUCCGUUUCAUCUCGUGGUCAGAAGGAGGUUCUCGCGCAGCUGGUUAGGGGAGCCAUGCAUGCAGACAAUGCCGUGCUGUUUGGAGGAAAGACGGAGGCAUCCCGUACCACCGACCCGAUUUCGGAGGAUCUCCAGACUCGCCUACUCGCGUUGAACCGAAAGCACGGUUCUGCUGCCAACUACGGCCUUGGCCCAUGGAUUGUGUUCCAUGCCGGCGUGAUCGGUCGUGGGCUCAAGGCGCCAACUGAGCCAAGCCGUGAGCCCCCCAGCCAGGAUAACACACAGUGGCUACUGAGCCUCCUCAUCCGCUGCUGCAGUAGCAGCACCGUGGGUGCCUGUCGCCCAGAGCCGGGUUGCGACGCUGCUCAGCAGCUGCAGCAGCAACAGCAGCACACCCGCCAGGAGCAUCCGCCCAUGCCCAUCAACCCAGAGGCAGCGCGCUCUCUCGCCGUGCUACUGGUUGAAAGCAUCUGCCCCGACGUGACCAACAGCGAGCUGGCGUGGCCUCCUGAGGAGCACGCUCGGCACACGGUGGAGCGAGACCUAAAGAUCCAGCGGCGCUUUGAGGACAACCCCUUCCUCUUCCAGCUGCUGUGGCUCGUGGCAUCUGGCCGGCCUGCGCUGUGCUACUGCUCGGUGCUUCUGCGCGGGCUGCUUGCCACGCUGCUGACGCACUGGGAGGCAUCGCGCGAGCCACGAGCCGUGGACUCGGCCUGGGCUCUGGAGGCCUCGCAGGCGCUGAUCGCGAGCAUGGGAGAGGGCCAGCUGUUGCCACCUGUGCUGGCCAACGUGCACGAGCUGUUUGCCCUGAUAACGCCACACGAGGUGCACAUGCUGCUGCUGUCCGUCUGGCAGUACGUGCAGGACAAUGCGCCACUGCCACAGAAAUUCACAUUCCAGCCGCACGCGGGGCAGUUUUACCGCGACUUCAGUAGGGACGGUGAUGUUGGCAAGCACCUGACCGAGCUCUACAGUGUCCUGCACAAGAACAUAGAUACGCUUGGUCACCUCCUAGGAAGAUUUCAGAUCUAAGUUUUUCUCGAGCUUUGAGGCCAUACAAUGAACUUAUAAGUUAAUGGUCUUCCGCAUUAUUGGCUCCACAGACCUGAUUUUCUUGGAAAACCAUGUGUGUGCUUAGGCAGGCUCGGGCAAACAUAAAUUAGUCAACACUGAUAAUUAAAUCAUUUUCAAAUUGUAAUGUAUGAUGUAUAUUAUUUGUAUGCUGUGUAUAUAUGAAGUCUUUUCAUUGCUGCCAUUUUGUGUCAAUCACGGAGCCUUUGUUGAAGCAAUUUUCACUUCUGUAUCUAAAUGCAGCGCUAUCCUGUUGUAAGGAAGCAGACAAUUACAAUACAGCUGUACAGAUUUUCACUUGUAGCUUGUGUACUGAAAGCCGAGUACUACCAGUUGGAGCAUAAUCCAACCCUGUAAUUUGUUCCUCCCACCAGUGCUACUGUUAUUAAAGGUUGUGUUAAUUAUCGUGGGUUUUUUUUACGAUUUGCUUUGCAUUUGGCAAGAUAUUUGUAAACUUAAAAAGGACUUUUC